AUGAAAUUUUCGAUAAGAGAAAAAAGAUUGGAAAAAUUUGAGGAUAAAUUAAAUAAAAUUGAAGGUUAUUUGGAUAUAGUAACAGAAAAAAUUCAUUUACAAGAAACAAAACUCUUAGUGAAUGAAAAUAAAGUUAAGCAAUUAGAUUUAAUGCAAAGCAAAAAUAUGUUAAAAUUCGAAGGGUUAGCAGACGAAGAAGAUAAAUAUUUGCUCGAUAAAAUUUUAAAACUAAUUAACCAAGGUAUGAGAGUAAAAUGUGAAGAAAGAUACAUUAAUGAAAUAUAUAGGCUGGGUAAAUCAAAGAAAAACGAAAACGUACAAUUUGCCCCCAAAGGUCUACCACAGUAUUCAAGCUGUGGAUAUGCCACAAAAUCGUUUGGGUGUUCAACGUUAAAGAAGUUUCACGAAUCUUUUUAUUCGUCUGAAAAUAAGCUGAUCAUGUGUUGCCCAAAUCGAAAAAAAGUUAGAAAAAUAGAAGUACUUACUAAACCUUCACAGUAUGUUGAUAUAGUAAGUGAAUCUGGAUCGGUUUUCCAUUUAGACGAAGACUGUGAAGUCCAUGACUGGAAAGAAGCAGUUUCAGAGCAUCUGACAUCUACUGCCUCUUGGAAUUUUCCAUUUAGACAAACAAAAAGAUUUUACCUGACCCGUUAUAGAAGUGGUAGCGUUUUCAUAAGGGGAGAACCCUAUUAUAGGAAUGAUCUUAAUACCGCAAAAAAUGUUUUUAAGAAAGGAAAAACACCUAAAACUAUUCGUCCAAAAUUAAUUAAUCGUUGUAAUAAUCGCAUAAGUAAUCUUAAAACAAAUAAUGUAAAAAAACUACUUAAAAAUCACUUUGGAGAGAACUGGAGAGAGCUACAGGAGUUGGCGUUCUACAACGAUGUUAUUGCUGAAGAAACAGUAAUAACAGAUCCACAGGAAACCAAUGACGAUGACACAAACUGCGAAUUUGUUGAAGAGUUACCAGCUGUUUUGAUUUAG
Messenger RNA from Psylliodes chrysocephalus, 981 nucleotides. NCBI's taxonomy places the organism in Eukaryota, Metazoa, Arthropoda, Insecta, Coleoptera, Chrysomelidae. The record is from the annotation of a GenBank genome assembly.